AACUGGGAGGACGAGUUUCUACAGUGGAACAGCAGCGACUACGGUGGAGUGGAAGAGGUGACCGUCACGCAAGGAACUGUCUGGCUGCCUGAUCUUCUCCUGGAGAACACGUUCUUUUUCCGUUUCCCCACAGGGCUCAGAACUUUGCUGAAAUCGGCGGUGACUCAAUCCUGGUGCACAUCAGACACACCGGCCACAUCACCAUGGGAGCCUGGCAUAUUCACCAAGACGAUCUGUGAAGUGAACAUAGGAAAGUACCCGUUUGACUACCAAAGGUGUGAGAUCAAGUUCCUCACCUGGAUGCACACCAACAAGACUCUGGAUGUCCAGCCAGAUACAGACUUCAUCAACCUGAACGCCACCAUUGACAACGGGGAAUGGGAUAUCAUAUCAGCCGUGGCUAGACCAUAUUACUACCCGUCAACAUACAGCAUUGGCACAGCCCACACUGGUGUUCGGUUUAUCGUGGAACUGAUGAGGAAGCGGACUUUCUACGUACUCAACACCAUCAUCCCGGUGAUGAUGUUGUCACUGCUGAACGUGCUGGUGUUUCUGCUGCCCGCCAGCUCUGGGGAGAAGAUGGCGCUGGCUGUUACCGUUCUCUUGUCGUUCACCGUCUACCUCAGCAUCAUCAGCGAGGUGAUGCCUAAAACUUCUGAGAGCAUCUCCAUUCUUGCGGUGUACCUAACAACAUUGCUGUCACUCAGCACUCUCUCAGUCCUGUCAUCUGGAGUCGUCAUGAACCUCUUCCACCAUGAAACCGACAAGCCUGUACCAAACUUCCUGAAGUGCCUUCUACACUACAAACUUCAAGAAAUCAGGCGCCAGGUUCGCAGUCGAAACAUUCUCAAACCUUGUCCUUGCAGCCAGGAGAAUCGUCAUGGGUAUGAAAGCUCACGAUCACCUCAGAACGAAACGUUCUCAGAAAAUGGACACCAUUAUUCCAACAGCACUUUCAGCAGAAGCAACAAAUACUCCAAUUACGAUUACACAUUCAUUGAGCCCAAAAUGGAAAGAGAUCGCUCUCAUAGACAAGGGCAACAUGUCAAAACUAUGACGUCUAGAUCAAACAUGACACGCAAGUAUCAUGAGCUGUCUAGGGUCAAGUCGAUGUUUCUGAAGCUUAGCCCAGAGUUCGUCGACGCAAAUGCCGAAGAAUGGGAGCUAGUCACGUGGAAGGAUGUGGGAAGUGCCGUAGAUACAGUUCUCUUCUGGGUGUUUCUGGGAUUCACUCUAGCUUCAACGAUGAUAGCUCUUAUUAUGUUUUCUGCUCAUUGA
This is a messenger RNA of Candidula unifasciata, 1278 nucleotides long. Lineage: Eukaryota; Metazoa; Mollusca; Gastropoda; Stylommatophora; Geomitridae. The record is from the annotation of a GenBank genome assembly.